Lucilia sericata (common green bottle fly) is the source of this 2217-nucleotide messenger RNA. Its product is annotated as carboxypeptidase M. The transcript has 9 exons. NCBI's taxonomy places the organism in Eukaryota, Metazoa, Arthropoda, Insecta, Diptera, Calliphoridae. Gene Ontology annotation, molecular function: zinc ion binding; metallocarboxypeptidase activity. Gene Ontology annotation, cellular component: cell surface. Bases 441 to 1922 code for a protein of 493 amino acids. The record is from RefSeq and is a predicted model, not a curated record. Gene Ontology annotation, biological process: proteolysis.
CGUUGUAGCUCUAAAGUGAUAAAAUUUAGCGGUAACAAACAUAUUGGUAACAGUUCGUCUGUCUCAUUCAACUCAAAGUGAAACUAUCAAAAUUUUACAAUUAACAAUCCAUCAAUAGUAAUACAUACAUAUGUAUAUAUGUAUGUAUAAUAAGACAAUAAUACAACUAAAAUAUAAAAUUUAUUUGUUGUCAAUUAAGAGCAAAAGUCCUGCCUAAAAGUGAUAUAAAGAAAUAAUAUUAAAUAAAUUAUAUUUUAUAACGUUUGUUGUUCUAUCCCUUAAAUAAUAAAAAAUGUUAAUUAAAAAGAAUUUUAAAAACAAAACCAACGUUCCAAACUAAAGAUACCAAUAUAAACAAAUACAUUAAAUACAAAUAAAAAAAUAAAUUUUUGACAAAUACAAAAGUUUAAUAAAGACCAUAAAUCAUAUAAUAAAGCAAAAUGUUCCGGCGGACGACAAUCGUAUCAUUCCUGGUAUUAUAUACCUGUUAUAAAUCGAGUGCUCAGAGUGAAGCAAUUAGCCCAAUAAAUACGAUGGAAUUAAAAGCAACAUUAUCUGAACCUCGAGCUUAUAUACCAGAUGCACAAUACUUGGAUUUCGUUUAUCAUAAUCAUGAGGAGCUAACUAGAUUUUUAAGAUCAACUAGCGCUCGUUAUCCUAAUUUAACAGCAUUAUAUUCAAUUGGCAAAUCCAUACAAGGCAAAGAUCUUUGGGUAUUAGUUGUUUCAUCAUCUCCUUACGAGCACAUGGUUGGUAAGCCUGAUGUGAAAUACGUGGGUAAUAUUCAUGGCAACGAGCCUGUCGGUCGCGAAUUACUGCUACAUUUAAUUCAAUAUUUAGUAACAAGUUAUGAAACUGAUCAAUAUGUGAAAUGGUUGCUUGACAAUACUCGAAUUCAUAUAUUUCCCUCAAUGAAUCCUGACGGUUUUGCAGUUUCAAAGGAAGGUACUUGUGAUGGAGGUCAAGGGAGAUAUAAUGCCAGAGGUUUUGAUUUGAAUCGCAAUUUUCCUGAUUAUUUUAAACAAAAUAAUAAAAGAGGACAACCGGAAACAGAUGCUGUGAAAGAUUGGAUUUCUAAAAUACAAUUUGUUUUAAGCGGCAGUUUGCACGGUGGUGCUUUAGUAGCAAGUUAUCCUUAUGACAACACUCCAAAUGCUAGACGAUUGAAAGGAAUAUGUAGAUCAUCGGCUUUAUGUGCGAUGUUUCAAACAUACUCCGCAGCCCCUUCCCUAACACCUGACGAUGAUGUGUUUAAACAUCUUUCAUUGGUGUAUGCUAAAAAUCACGCCAAGAUGUCUAGAGGAGUGGCUUGUAAGUCCGCAACACCAGCCUUUGAAAAUGGCAUUACAAAUGGAGCUGCAUGGUAUCCUUUAACAGGGGGUAUGCAAGAUUAUCAAUACGUUUGGUAUGGAUGUAUGGAAGUUACAUUAGAAAUAUCAUGCUGUAAAUAUCCUCCGUCAUACGAAUUGAAGAAAUAUUGGGAAGAUAAUCAAUUGUCCUUAAUAAAGUUUUUGGCCGAGGCACAUAGAGGAGUACAAGGUUUUGUGCUAGAUCCAAAUAAUGCACCUGUGGAGAGAGCAUCAUUAAAAAUAAAAGGUAGAGAUGUAGGAUUCCAGACAACCAAACAUGGAGAAUUCUGGAGAAUUUUGCUGCCUGGAUACUAUAAAUUAGAGAUUUUUGCUGAAGGAUUUAAUCCGAGAGAAGUUGAAUUUGUGGUUGUUGAACAACAUCCAACGCUAUUAAAUGUCACUUUACAGCCAUCAACGCGUACCGACACGAUUCCAAUAUCUCAAUUAUAUCGGCCACUUCCCGGGCCAUCUCAAAAUCAUCACUAUCGUCCCGGACAAUCUUAUAGUGAUUCUGGAAUUUUUUCUUCUAUUACUAAUGGCCUGAAUAACUUAUAUUCUAAUAUAUUUGGCUGAUCGUUUCAAUCGGAGCUUUUCUCUAUUCGACAAAAAAGUUUCUGAAAUUGAAUUAGUUGAAUAAAAUUGGUAUAAGAUUAUUAUUAAGAUAAAAAGUUGAUAAGUAAAAUAAAAAACGUUUUUUUUUCCUUAUUCCACACAUUUCACAAUGUGUUAAAUUAAUUCCUAUAAGAUUAUUAUUAAGGUAAAAAGUUGAUAAGUAGAAUAAAAUUUUUUUUCCUUAUUCUUCACAUUUCACAAUAUGUAUGUGUUUAAUUUUUUUUUUUUGUAAAUUAUAAUAAAUUAUGAUAUCGAU